AUACUUGUUAGCAUUUCAUUUACGACCGUUCCAAGACGCAACAAUACAAAGAUUGCAAUUUUUUUUCAACUUAUACCUAUUUAUCGGACGACCUAGUUUAAAAUGGCAUCCUGUUGAUAACUUCAACUCGGUUACGUUUUAAAACACUCUUCGGCACACACCCUACAGAUACAACGUACUGUUUAUGAUUUUUGUCUUUUAUCUAUACAAGUUUGUAAAUUGCAUUCGUAUUCGCUUAUUAGGUCGUCACGAUCUCGCGUGUUAUUUUUAAAUUUUUCAUUUUCAUCGUAAUGUUUUACUAAUGUAAGCUUUCCGGUAAAACUGCCACUAAAAAGACUAAUUCGUAUUGUGCCAAUUAGAAUGGUAUAAAUAGCGAGUUUUAUAAAAUGACCACAACGGACGAUAAUAUGAGCGACGACGUAUUUAUCGGUUCGGACGAAGAAAAUGCUGAUUUAGAUGUACCAAAAAAAAUCACCCCACAUCCUUCUCCAACCGGAUAUCGAGAUUACAAGCCACCGGUACACUUACUGAAAAGCUCACAAGAAUGCCAAUUGCUGCAUAAAGAAUGUUGUAAAUCGCAAAUCGCAAUCGCAAUAACCAAACUUAAAAAUAAAUUAAAAUACCUACGUAGUUCCGGAAUUACUCGUAGUAGUUACGUUCUGCUAAACAUUUCCAAAAGGAAUACGGUUUUCAUCAAUGCAUUCAGCAGAAUAAAAACAUUCAACGUUCCACGAAGACGAUUUUACUCGGAGAUAGCGGAGUUGGUAAAACUACACUGUUGGUGAGAUUCAACACGGGUCAAUUUCAAACAGGAAAUUUUUCUGCCACCGUUGGUAUCGGUUUCACC
This is a messenger RNA of Planococcus citri (citrus mealybug), 847 nucleotides long. RefSeq lists its product as uncharacterized. The transcript is spliced from 4 exons. Bases 387 to 785 code for a protein of 132 amino acids. Lineage: Eukaryota; Metazoa; Arthropoda; Insecta; Hemiptera; Pseudococcidae. The record is from RefSeq and is a predicted model, not a curated record.